CCGGCGGCCGCCGUGGCGGGCGGGGCCGGCCCUCCGUGCCGGAAGCAGACGUGUGUUUCGAGAGGAACGGGAAGCGAUGGCGGCGGCCGAGGCCGAGUGGGAGCCGGCGGGGCUGCUGCCCGCCCCGGGGGGCGGCCUGGACUGGGAGGCUGUGCUGGGCGAGGAGCUGAGCGAGCUGCUGGGCGCCGCGGCCCCGAAGGACGAGCCCGACGAAAAUGAUCUCUAUAACUUUCAUUUUGAUUUGGAUUUGAUGUCUUGGGACUCAGACCUUUGGAAUAUUACAGGCCAUGCUUAUGCAGAUGCAAACGUGAAGACAGAACCUUUAUCACCAGCCACUUCCAGCUGUUCGGUCCCUUCACCACCAUCUGUGGACUCUCCAGUGCAGAAUGUGCCUGAUGAUGUGGACUUCAGCUGUAGCUCCCAGAUGUCUCCAGUCUCUCUCUACAGCAAGAGCUGCAGAAGCCCUGCAUCCCCUGAAGGAGAUGGAGGGAAGAAGCCUGCUGUGAGCAUUUCUUCUCGAUCUGCAAAUAAUUCUUCAAGGAGCCUGAAGAAGUGUGGUCAGACAGUGUCCAGGCCUUUGAUACAGCCCAAACCCCUUUUGCCUGCUGUGCCUGAAGCUCAGGCUAACAUUGGCAUCCCAGCUAAAACCAUCAUUAUUCAAACUCUUCCCACGCUUGUGCCACUGCCAAAGAAUCAGCCAGUUGUGAACAUCCAGCCAGCACCUCCUAAAGGUCCAUCUGUGAUGCUGCCCCAGCCGGCUGUGGUACAGCUCCAGGCUUCUGGGGUGCUUCCUGCCUCUCAGCCAGUCAUUGCAGUCACUGGAGGGGCCCCAGCACUUCAGAACCACACAGUGAAAGCGCUGGCUUCUGCUUCUGGGAAUGGUUCCAGCAGCGGCAAAAUCCCGGUGACAAAGCCCUUGCUCCAGAGCAGUUCCCCAGCCUUGGGGCUGGAUGUCAACGUCUUGAGGCGGCAACAGCGCAUGAUUAAAAACCGUGAGUCAGCCUUUCAGUCACGCAAGAAAAAGAAGGAGUACAUGUUGGGGCUGGAGGCCAGGCUGGAGGCAGCCCUGCUGGAGAAUGAGAAACUCAAGAAAGAAAACAGCACGCUGAAGAGGCAGCUGGAUGAAGUGGUAUUAGAGAACCAGAAGCUCAAAGUAUCAUCUCCGAAGAGAAGGACGCUGUGUGUGAUGGUGAUACUGGCCUUUAUAAUGUUGAAUUAUGGUCCAUUGAGUGUAUUCGAAAAGGAUCCCAGUGGAGUAGAUUCCACUGUGAGUUCUAACCACCGGACCAGAAAUCUUCUGGAGUUCUCAGCUCGCCAAGAGUCCAGCACAGCUCAGAAGAUACCUGAGGGCAUCAUUUCUGAGAAGAGUAACAGAAAGAAGUUGAGGUUCAGGAGCUACAAGUCUGUCAAAAUCAAGAGGACUAAAGCUGUUAUGUUGAUAGCCUGUCAAGAGAGAAACCUACAGUAUGACCGUUCUGUAUCUGAUAACAAAGCACUAAUGAUAGUCUCAGAAGAACCACUGUUAUAUAUUUCACCACCACCACCACCCUGCCGGCCUCUGAUCAACAGGACGGAGUCACUGAGGCUGACUCACGAGCUGCGAGGAUGGGUGCACAGGCACGAGGUAGAGCGCACGCGGUCCCGGCGGCUGAGCAACAGCCAACAGCAGCGAGCGCGAGCGCCGCAGAGCUCCCUCAGUGACAAAGCAGAUUCCCAGCUAAUGGCCAUGCCUUACACAGACACCAGUCUCAGCAGGAACUCAGGGAAUGAGCUGCAAGUGUAUUAUGCCUCUCCAAGGAGCUAUCAAGACUUCUUUGAAGCAAUUCACCGAAGGGAAGAUACGUUCUAUGUGGUGUCAUUCCGCAGAGACCACCUGCUACUGCCAGCCACCACACAUAACAAGACCAGGAGACCAAAGAUGUCUAUAGUGCUGCCAGCUGUAAACAUCAAUGAGAAUGUGAUCAAUGGGCAGGACUACGAGGUGAUGAUGCAGAUUGACUGCGAAGUGAUGGACACCAGGAUCCUCCACAUCAAAAGUUCAUCUGUCCCUCCAUACCUCCGAGAGCAGCGCAGAAAUCACACCGACACCUUCUACAGCUCAUCCCCCUCCGUCCCAGAGACGCCCCAUGCCCUGAGGGCCAUUGUCAAAUCCCUGCAGUAGCUCCUGUGGCAGCACACAGGGGAGCACCGGCACGCAGCAGGUCCUGCUGCCAGCCCGAGCCCCUUCCCUGGCAGGUCCUGGGCCUCCUGGCACAUGGGCACAGCAGGGACAGCCCCCUUUAGCCCAUUCCUGUGCCUGACAUUGCCCAAUGGCCGCAUCCUGCCUGGGGAUAAUUCAGCUCAGCUGGCUCCUCGCCGGGGACAGGCCUGGGGGUCCCACACAACGUGGGGGACACGGGCCGUCCCCGCUACUUACACGCUGUCCAGAAUUAUGGGUUGUUUUUCAUUUUAGUCCCUGUUGGGCUGCCAGAGGUGGGCUGGUGAGCCAGAGACAAUACUGCAGACACCCACACUUGGGAUGGGGCCGCUCUCCCUGCAGUGUGCCUGGGCAGCAGGAGGAUGUCCAGCUUCAGGUGCUGGGCCUGACCAGACAGCCCCACUCCUCAUCAUUCCCUCCCAAAUCCUGCCUGUGCAGCCUCCCUCAGCAGGAAACCCUGGGGUGCAGCAGUGUGGUGGAGCAGCCCAGCCCAGCCCCCCCCAGAGGGUGCUGGGGCCCCGCACUCACCACUAAAGCACUACAAGCAGAACAACCCCACUGCCCUGGGGCUGGGCUGCCCGAUAAGGCACUGCCCACCCCGCACCUGCCUGGCUCUCCAGGAUCCUGCUGCUGCCUUCCCCAGCCCACGUGGCUGCACGGCUGAAGGCUUGGCCCAAAGGAAGUUAUUUCAUGCAGCAGAUGCAUUUGUAAAGUUUGGUUUUUUUGAGUUUGUUUGUUUUUUUUUUUUCCCUUCCUGGUUUUUAUUUGCGUGGGUUUUUUGUGUGUGCUAUUUAAUACUUUUCACUGCUAACAAAUGCCCAUGGAGCAGCACUGGCCUUGCUGGGGCAGAGGGGCUGCUUCAGUUCUGUGGGACAGAGCCACAGCACCUUCUCCUGAAGCCACACACCCAUCACACACACUCAGCACCACGUACCCCUCUCUGUCUCGCCAGCACAGCCAGCCACUCGCCGGGCAGCGGGGAACGUUCCAUUUGCCCCAAACACUGGCCGCAGCCAAGUGCUGCCGUUGCAGAGUGGAGCUCUGUUCACCCAUCCUGUGUCUGUCAGCCAGGCCCCAGGCCGGAGCUGGGCCCAGGAGCUCCAGAACACUGGUGCUCAGCUGGGAUGAGCCACCAGCAGAGCAUCAGCCUUGCAUAAUGACUUCAGCAUGUUGUAACGUUACUUUUUCUCCCCUGUGCAGUUCACAAAGAGGAUGAUGAGCUUCAGUUUGCCAGCCAGCUGUCUUUCCUUCGUGGUUUGAGCGCUAACUGGCUCACGUGGUGGUUUUAAUUAUUAAUUAUUAUUAUUGUUUUUCGUGUAUGUGUGUGGCUGUUAGGAAAUACAGGUUGAUAUGGCAGCAAGACAAACAGCUCCAGAGGCAGUGAGGAGGAGGAUGAGGAGCAAUACACCCCUCUGAAGUAUGUGCCUUGCAACACCUUGGAGAAGCUGUGCCCUUUGCCACCUCCCCGGCACAGGCAGCGCGGGCCCCGUCCUCACGGCACUCGCGCUGCUGGGAGGGAGCUGGGCUUGGCCGGGGUUUGGCUGUGCUGCUCGCACCAGUUCAUUUUCCUGGCCUGGCCCCACCUGACUCUGGGCCAGCUCACAACAGUCAGAAAUAAAAACCCCAGCGGUGCCCCAGCCAGAGGCACACGGCUCCCCUGCUGCUGUGGGUAGGGGCUGCUGGCUGCUCUGGGGGCAUUUGCUGCCAGGGGACUGGGGUGGUGGCUGGGCUUGGUACAGCCUGGCACAUUGGGAAGAGCUGCUGGUGAGGGCCGGGGGCUUGGGACUGCUGUGGCACCACAUCCUCAGCCAGCACCCCUGGGCUCCGGUGGUGGAGAGCAUCUCUUAUCCUGUGUAAUUCUGUUCUCUGUGUCCCCAGUACAGAAGGCAGUAAAAUCCUUCUUUUAUUUAUUACUAAUAACCUCA
Messenger RNA from Vidua chalybeata, 4122 nucleotides. RefSeq names its product activating transcription factor 6 (gene ATF6). Gene Ontology annotation, molecular function: RNA polymerase II cis-regulatory region sequence-specific DNA binding; DNA-binding transcription factor activity, RNA polymerase II-specific. The coding region runs from base 77 to 2161 and encodes 694 amino acids. Lineage: Eukaryota; Metazoa; Chordata; Aves; Passeriformes; Viduidae. Gene Ontology annotation, cellular component: nucleus. The record is from RefSeq and is a predicted model, not a curated record. Gene Ontology annotation, biological process: regulation of transcription by RNA polymerase II; endoplasmic reticulum unfolded protein response. The transcript has 17 exons.